Molecule: messenger RNA, 2100 nt
Organism: Pieris brassicae (large cabbage white)
Lineage: Eukaryota; Metazoa; Arthropoda; Insecta; Lepidoptera; Pieridae
Product: thioredoxin-related transmembrane protein 2 homolog
Exons: 4
Coding region: 80-883 (267 amino acids)
Cellular component (GO): cytoplasm
Molecular function (GO): oxidoreductase activity, acting on a sulfur group of donors, disulfide as acceptor
Source: RefSeq, a predicted model, not a curated record
UUUAAUUUAUCCCAAUCGGGGCGCAGCUCGGUGCCAGAUAAAGCGAUUUCAAAAUAAAAAUCCAAUUCCCGAAAUAAAUAUGGCAUUUAAAAGUGAUUUGAAACAAUUAUUAAAGCCCUAUUACUGGCUGAAUAUCAUGCUUAGUUUAUCUUACGUUAUUGCUAAACGGACGUAUUUAACAUGUGAGUUUUUGUUUCCAAAUGCCGACUGUGAAUUAGAUAGCAGGGAAACGGAAAUCCUAUUUUUCCUAAUUAUUGUCGUCAUGCUAAGGACAAGGAAGGCUGGAAGUGUGACAAUGGUCAAUUAUUUAUCUUCAUCCUUCGUUUACACGAAGAUCGCAAACUUAAUUCUGUGGUUCUAUGCAGAUGUAAGGUACGGAAUACCAUAUGGUGCAAUCCUCAUAUUAUCUGCUCUUCUUCUCCCUGAGCCUACUUAUUCCGGUCCAGAGCUGAUAACCUACUUCAGAGGAGCCCAAAUAUUUGAAGAUGAAUUGAAGCAUCAUAAGAACACCACGUGGAUUGUCUGUUUGUAUGCAGCAUGGCAUCCAGCAUGUGUUAACUUUGCUCCUGUAUUUUCCGAGUUGUCAGCUAGUUAUAGUUUGGAGAACUUCAAAUUUGGAAAAAUAGAUGUUGGCAGAUACCCAGAAGCAGCAACUAAAUACAGAGUACAAGAUGGGCCGACCAGUCGUCAGCUGCCAACUUUGAUACUCUUCAGUGAGGGUCAGGAGAAGACGAGGAAGCCUCAUGCUGACCACACUGGCAAGUUGCAAAAAUUUCUCUUUUCCAAAGACAAUAUUAAGGCUGCGUUCAACAUUGAUGGGAUUUAUGAAGAAUGUAAAACCAAGUUAGCCGCUAAAUCUAAGAAGACUGAAAAAGUCGAAUAAUUAUCUUUUUUAAUUUAUUUAUUGUACACAUUUUUGUCCCCCACUUCUAAAAUUUGCCUUACGUUGAAAACCCCCUAUAUCAAUUAUUGUCGUUGAUUAUGUUUAAUUAUUGAUAAUACAAUAGAAAUAAGAAAUAUUAUUUUAUGUUAUAUGGUGUCGUUAAAUAUUGUUUUCUUGGAGUCGGUUCUAUGGACGUGACAACGCCGGCUGGACGCACGAAAAAGUAUGACUCAUUGUCCCAGUGUAAUAAGUCAAUAAAAAUUAUUUGAUUUUUUUCAUAAAAGUAUGCAAUCGUCUCGUCUAAUGUUUUGUUAUGACGUUGUCACGUUAAACUGUCGUCCGUAAACCGAGUUUACAGAAGGUUUUUUAGGAAUACAUAUGUCUUUUGGAAGUAUUUUUAUUGUUUAAAAGGAAAAUGAAAGAUUGUGAAACUAUGAUUGUCAAACAAAACUAUGAAAUAAUUUUAAUAUUGUAUAAUUCAUUAAAAUAACAAAACUAUCUUAAUGAACUAGAUUGACUAUACCCAAUAAUAUAAUAUAUUUUAAUUCGCAGGAAUGACAUUAGCUCUCGCUUUGUCACGUGAGCAUUUUCAUACAAAUUCGUUUGGCGUUAGUAGGUCACGCCGGUCGAACGUUGACUUUGUCUAAAGCCCAGGUUAUUGACCCCGUAUUUUCAAAACCUAUUAGAAUUGACAUACUGGAGUCGUACGAGCCAAGUCACUGCUAUUUUAGCUCGUGUUAAGUUAGAUUUUGUGUAACUGAAUUAAUUAUUGUUUUGUUUAAGUAUUAGGUAAGCAGUUUUACUGCAACUUAUCUUGUUAGCAAAAGUAAGCAAAGUAAUUACGUAUAAUUACUAUUGACGUAAUCACCAUAUAAAAUAGUGCUAACAUAAUACUUGAGCAGUAAACUAUUUAGUUAUCAAUUGUGAUUAGCAUUUAAUGUUUAUAAUAGUCGAGAGCCGCUUAACAAAGAUCUGAUUGAAUUUUUAGUACGAACAAUUUGUAUUUUAAUUUUUAUAAAUUUAGUUAUUAACGUUACGGCGUCAAUAAAAAAUAAAUCACUUGCACCGUUUUAACUGUAGUCGUCUCUUUUCAUUAAAGGUAAACACAAUUUGAGAGAAAGAGACGACAGAGUACAUUAGUAUAGUGUAAUUAGACUUGUUUUUGAAUAAUUUGUUGCAAGCUUUGUGUUCAUAGUUUAAUAAAUUAACAUAACAUA